CGUGCUCGCAAGCCAAUAGGGCGCAGGAGCCGCCCUCCGGCCCAGCGGCCCGCUACGGCCGGGAGUGCCGAGCAGCUGCGGCGGCAUGGCGGGCGUGGCCCGCGAGGUGCUCACGCUGCAGUUAGGACAUUUCGCGGGCUUCGUGGGGGCGCACUGGUGGAACCAGCAGGAUGCUGCGCUGGGACACACGACCGAGGGUGAAGAGUCGCCUGGAGAGCUGUGCCCCGAUGUCCUGUACCGAAGCGGCCGGACGCUGCAUGGCCAGGAAACCUAUACGCCACGACUCAUCCUCAUGGAUCUAAAAGGCAGUCUGAAUUCCCUGCGGGAAGAAGGUGGCCUCUACAAGGACCGACAGCUCGAGGCUGCAGUAGCGUGGCAGGGGAAGCUUACCACACACAAGGAAGAAGCCUACCCAAAGAACCCUAUCCUCCAGGACCUUCUGAGUGCAGAGGGAGCGCUGAGUAGCGAUGGUGUCUGGAGGGCCAAACCUGUCCAGAAUGGCAAAGAGAACAGCAUCAGAGUCUGGUCAGACUUCCUCAGAGUCCAUCUCCAUCCUCGAAGCAUCUGUGUGAUUCAGAAGUACAACCAUGAUGGUGAAACAGGGCGUCUGGAGGCUUUUGGCCAAGGGGAGAGUGUCCUGAAGGAGCCCCGGUACCUGGAAGAGCUGGAGGACAGACUGCAUUUCUAUGUGGAAGAAUGUGACUACUUGCAGGGCUUCCAGAUCCUGUGCGAUCUACACGAUGGUUUUUCUGGAGUGGGUGCUAAAGCUGCAGAGUUACUGCAGGACGAGUAUUCGGGGCGAGGAGUACUAACAUGGGGCCUGCUCCCGGGCCCCUACAGUCUUGGGGAGCCCCAGAAAAAUAUCUAUCGUCUCCUAAACACAGCAUUUGGUCUGGUGCACCUGACUGGGUACAGCUCUUUCGUCUGUCCCUUGUCCCUGGGAGGGAGCCUGGGCCUGCGGCCUAAGCCACCUGUCAACUUCCCUUACCUACAUUAUGAUGCCACUCUGCCCUUCCACUGUAGCGCCAUCCUGGCUACAGUCCUGGACACAGUCAGUGCUCCCUACCGCCUGCGGUCCUCCACAGUUACUAUGGCUCAUUUGGCCGAUGUGCUAAGUUUUUCUGGGAAAAAGGUGGUGACAGCAGAAGCAAUCAUCCCCUUCCCACUGGUUCCAGGCCAGUCCCUUCCAGACAUCCUGAUGCAGCUCGGAGGAGCCACCCCAUGGACUCCACUGUCUGCAUGUGGGGAUUCUGCUGGACGUCGUUGCUUCGCCCAGUCAGUGGUGCUUAGGGGUAUAGACAAAGCAAGCCACACCAGUAAACUCAACCCAGGAACAGCUCUGCCCUCCACUCUCCACGCAUGUGCCUCUGGAGAAGAAGUCUUGGCCGAGUAUCUACAGCAGCAGCAUCCUAGAGUCUUGAGCUCAUCACAUCUGCUGCUGACUCCCUGCAGAGUGGCUCCUCCUUACCCACAGCUUUUCCCGAGCUUCAGUCACAAGGGACUGGCCAUGGACAGUCCCCCCAAAGCAGUGCAGAGCAUCCCAGUGUUUGGGGCCUUGCGCUCAUCUUCAUCCUUGCACCGGACCCUGGGAGACUUGGCUGAAGAGCUUGCCAGACUUGACCUACGGCGCUGGGCUAGCUUCAUGGAUGCUGGGGUGGAGCAGGAUGACAUGGAGGAGCUGCUGCAGGAGUUGUACAGCCUGGCCCAGUGUUACCAGGAGGGUGACAGUCUUUCAAACUGACGUUCCAGGGGAGGGUAAUGGGGAGAUACUUUAUAAUAAAAGCUGCCGGGUGCAGGAACCCAGUGUAUAGGGA
Psammomys obesus (fat sand rat) is the source of this 1814-nucleotide messenger RNA. It is a transcript of the gene Msto1, whose product is annotated as misato mitochondrial distribution and morphology regulator 1. The transcript is spliced from 14 exons. Gene Ontology annotation, biological process: mitochondrion distribution. The record is from RefSeq and is a predicted model, not a curated record. Lineage: Eukaryota; Metazoa; Chordata; Mammalia; Rodentia; Muridae. Bases 86 to 1741 code for a protein of 551 amino acids. Gene Ontology annotation, cellular component: cytoplasm.